Molecule: messenger RNA, 2369 nt
Organism: Oryza brachyantha (malo sina)
Lineage: Eukaryota; Viridiplantae; Streptophyta; Magnoliopsida; Poales; Poaceae
Product: probable receptor-like protein kinase At2g42960
Exons: 8
Coding region: 458-1984 (508 amino acids)
Biological process (GO): protein phosphorylation
Molecular function (GO): ATP binding; protein kinase activity
Source: RefSeq, a predicted model, not a curated record
UCUCCCAAAUCCCCCCCGAUCCACCGCCCGCCGGGAGUCCCCCAGCCGCCGUCGCCCGCCGGAGCCCCAACGCUACAGCGAGGACGCCGCCGCCCGCGUGCGUGCUGCUGCGUGGGACGCGGAGUUGCUCACUCGCUCCAGCUGCUGCUUGGUUUGCUUCCAUUACUGGCAUUGCGUGGAGCUUCUGUGCAAGGCGCGUCCGGGCUCGUGGGGGGAGCGUGUCGGGUUCGGGCCAGGCCUGAAGCGCGGCGGCGGGCCGCCGGUGAGAGGGGGGGUGGCGGCUCGCGCUCGUGCGCCGGUGGCGCGAGCGCGGGGAGGGAGGGGCCGCGCGUCGUGAGGGAAGUGCGGCGGCGGCGCGCGGUGGGGUAGGGACGGGCGCCGCCCACCGCCAGCUCGUCGCUGUCCUGCUCGUCUGGCUCGGCGCUGCGCAUCCAGAUCCACACACCGGUUGUUGAAGAUGUCGACAGGUGAAACCCUGCGCACAGAGCUAUCAUCCAGGACGCCGCCUUUUGGUUUGAGGCUAUGGAUUGUGAUUGGCAUCAGUAUUUGGGUGGUGAUCUUCUUUAUUCUAGGUUUCAUGUGCCUCUGGUCCAUAUACCGGAGGAAGCCGAAGAAGUCUUUUGAUAAGAUUCCAGUAUCUCAAAUCCCGGAUGUUUCCAAGGAGAUUGCAGUAGAUGAGGUUCGUGAGCAUGCUGUUGAAAACUUCCGUGUGCAAGAAAGCCAUGCGAUAUCAGUUCAGGAGAAACAUUAUGAAAAAGAUUCAGGGAAAAUGCUGGCACACUUGGUUAGGAGCAAAUCGAGUGAUGCUGAUAAUUUGAGCCAAUGCAGCUCGGUUUACCAAUGUGAUAGGGCUGGUAGUUCGUAUUCUGGUGAUGAAGGCAGCUCAGGCAAUGCUAGGAGGCACUUUUCUCAAUAUGCAACUGUCUCAGCAUCUCCUCUGGUUGGUCUCCCAGAAUUUUCUCAUCUGGGCUGGGGCCAUUGGUUUACUCUGAGAGAUUUGGAGCAUGCAACAAAUCGAUUUUCCAAGGAGAAUGUCAUUGGAGAGGGUGGAUAUGGGGUAGUUUACCGUGGUCGACUCAUUAAUGGGACUGACGUCGCAAUAAAAAAGCUUCUUAAUAAUAUGGGCCAGGCAGAAAAGGAGUUCAGGGUUGAAGUUGAGGCUAUUGGCCACGUCAGGCAUAAGAAUCUUGUCCGCCUCCUAGGAUAUUGUGUUGAGGGAAUCCACAGGAUGCUUGUAUACGAAUAUGUGAAUAACGGGAACUUAGAACAGUGGCUUCAUGGUGCCAUGCGCCAACACGGUGUUCUUACCUGGGAAGCCCGAAUGAAAAUCGUUCUUGGAAUUGCUAAAGCACUUGCUUAUUUACAUGAAGCAAUAGAGCCAAAAGUUGUACACCGUGAUAUUAAAUCAAGCAACAUACUAAUUGAUGAAGAAUUCAAUGGCAAACUUUCUGAUUUUGGCUUGGCUAAGAUGCUGGGUGCAGGGAAGAGCCAUAUCACAACUCGAGUUAUGGGAACUUUUGGGUACGUGGCCCCUGAGUAUGCUAACACAGGCUUGUUAAACGAGAAGAGUGACGUCUACAGUUUUGGUGUGCUACUGCUGGAAGCAGUGACUGGUAGAGAUCCGGUUGAUUAUGGUCGGCCUGCUAAUGAGGUGCAUCUAGUGGAGUGGCUCAAAAUGAUGGUUGGCACAAGAAGAGCUGAAGAGGUAGUUGACCCUGACAUGGAGGUUAAACCAACCAUUCGGGCCCUUAAGCGUGCUCUCCUAGUGGCACUGAGGUGCGUUGAUCCAGACUCUGAGAAAAGACCCACUAUGGGUCAUGUUGUUCGGAUGCUUGAGGCAGAAGAUGUCCCAUCCCGUGAGGACCGGAGGAGCCGAAGGGGCCACACUGGCAAUGCAGAUACCGAGUCGAAGACAAGCUCAAGUGAGUUCGAGAUAAGUGGGGAUAGAAGGGACUCAGGACCAUCAGCAAGGUUUCAACCCUAAGAACGGGAGAUCAUGGCCAAGAACAAUGGCUUCAGAACCCUAUGAAAUAUAUCAUAGGGAGAAGAUGGUUGGCAGAUAAAGUGGGUAUUUCUGGAGGGCAUUGCAUUUUGUGUUGUAGUAGGUCUGCUCGGCGGUAGAGACUGGAGAGAUAGCAGUGUCUGAUGAUGGAUACCCGAGACUUGUAAUUCCCAUUCUGUAUUGUGUUUAGUGAUGCAGCUUGUACAGAUCGUUCUCAUUUCCAUUUUUUAUUCUUCUGGGUUUUGUUUAUGAGGCUCUUGGAUUACCAGUAUGAACCGCUGUCUCUCUUUCCUGGGUGCCUUGGAAUCAUCAACAUGAAAACCUAUCAAAUUAUCAAUAUUACUUAUCACUUGCUUUCUUCUUGCUG